This is a messenger RNA of Myripristis murdjan (pinecone soldierfish), 1655 nucleotides long. It is a transcript of the gene vgll3, whose product is annotated as vestigial-like family member 3. Lineage: Eukaryota; Metazoa; Chordata; Actinopteri; Holocentriformes; Holocentridae. Gene Ontology annotation, biological process: regulation of DNA-templated transcription. Gene Ontology annotation, cellular component: nucleus. The coding region runs from base 172 to 1218 and encodes 348 amino acids. The transcript is spliced from 4 exons. The record is from RefSeq and is a predicted model, not a curated record.
GUCUGUAUGCAAACUGGACGACAUGGCCAUUGUAUGCGCUCCGGCAUAUAUGGAGGCACCAGUGGCACAGGGGAUCCAGCCCGUCUGAAGCCUCAAGGAGAGUCGCUGUCGGCUGUGUUGCGUGCGUUUCUCUCAGCGGACUCCCUUCUCAGCAGCCCCUGACCCGUCGCUAUGAGUUGCCUGGAUGUGAUGUAUCACCAAAGUUAUGGAGCGCACUACCUCCCUGCCGCGGCGUACAAGGCGGCUUACUAUCACCACCAUCACCAGCAACAACAGAGGAAGUUGAGCGUCUACAGUAAGAUGCAGGAGAGUGUGGAGCAGCAGCAGCAGCGAGGAGGAGGAGGGAUGUUGCCCAGACAUCAGGGCCUCCAGCGGGAUCCAGCACCACCAGGAACCAGGUCUGCCAGUGGAUCCACAUCUGACUCCACCCACAAGGAUGGCGGCCAGCCAGCAGAGGCCGAGUACCUGAGCUCCCGCUGCGUGCUGUUCACCUACUUCCAAGGGGACAUCGGCGACGUGGUGGACGAGCAUUUUUCCCGCGCCCUCAGCCAGCCCAGCACCUUCAGCAGUGAGACCAAGCCGAUCCGAGUCACCCAGCCACCUGCCUCGGCCUCUACCAGCUUAUGGAAAGAUGGUGUGUCUCUGUCUGAGGGCCAGAGCAGCUCUGUUUGGAACGGCGCUUAUCCAUCCCAGGCCAGUCCCUGCCUCCCCUCCGUCUCUGUGUCUGUCCAUCCAGAUUUUUCCCCGAGUCCCGUUUCCUUCCACACCCCUGAUGGAGCCUUGUGGGCUGGCCACGCCCUCUCCCAGGCCAGCCUCCCACCUCCAGCCGCCCUCCCUGACGCCUGGCCCUAUAGCCUGAACACCCAGAGCGCAGGAGGCUACCCCCAUGUCCACGACGUCUACCACCCUCACACCCAUGUCCACUCCCGGCACCCCCAUCCCGUGCUCCAUGCCUACCCAGCCCACAGCCCGGCCCUGGACCCCAGGUUCAGUCCUCUGUUGCUUCCUGGAGUCAGGAACCAGAGCCAGCUGGCCUCCAGCCCAGCCAGCCACAGCUCCACCCACAGCGAGGGGGUAAAGACGGAGAUGGACCCCAGCAACAACAGCCCCAUCACGGCUCCUUCCACUGCCUGGACCCCCUCGGCCCUCCAUGGACCUUUGGAGGUUUAUGACUCAGCUCUGGAUCAAGACAAAGCAAAGGCUUCAGUUUGGUUCUAAUGGACAGUUUGAGUCAAGUGAUCGGUUGUUGAUUGCUCCUGCCUGCAACGCAAUUCACAGCACAAACAAAAACAUGUGGCUUUAAGAAUCUUCAGCUGCAGCCCCAGCACUGUAAAGGCAAUGGAGAUGUAUGCAUAAUGACUGCUGCACUGUCCACUCAGCAUGGAGAGCAACUCAGGCAUGGACUUUGAUCAGAGUGGUCUAAUGCUUUGGCUAAAGAGCGAUAGAAACAGACUACUAGAUGUGUAAAGAAGAGAACAGGAGGCCUCUUUCUUUUCUUUUUUUCCCUGUUUUUCACAAUGUGGGAUCCAUGUGGUUCUGUUUCAAGAGCCUGCUUUUAAGGAUCUCCACAUUUUGUUUUGUACAGUAAGUGUCUGUCAGUGACUGUGAAUUGUUAUGUGUACAGUUUUGUCAUGCUAAGUAGUUGUUUGCUGGCU